Pelagomonas calceolata is the source of this 997-nucleotide messenger RNA. The record is from the annotation of a GenBank genome assembly. Lineage: Eukaryota; Pelagophyceae; Pelagomonadales; Pelagomonadaceae.
CAUUGCACAGCGUGGCUGCUGGCGGUGCUCUUGCAGACCGCAUAAGUGCUCCUGUGGUAUUACAGUAGUGCUUGAACACAAGUGCAUAGAUCGCAUCAGACAUCAAAUAAUUCGCGCUGCAGCAAAGACACAGAGAGCCAUGCAGCUCUGCACCCUGCUGCUGCUUGCAGCCUCCGCGGCGGCGCUGCGGCCAGCCCUGCCCGCGACGGAGCAUCGGCGACGACGCGGCGCCGUAACAAUGAUGGGCCGCAAGUUCGAGAACAACAAGGUGAAGAUGGCCAAGACCGCGGCGGCCAACGCGAAAAAGUCGAGCUACAUCGGCAAGAAAAUCAAGGUCGCCGUCAAGGCCGGCGGGCCCGACCCCGACGCGAACCGGGCGCUCGGGUUGAUCAUCAAGGAGGCGCAGGCCUUGAACGUGAAGCGAGACAUCGUCGACCGCAACAUCAAGGCCGCGUCCAGCGAUAAGGACGGCGCGGACUUCAAGGAACUGACCUACGAACUCUACGGGCACGGCGGCGUCGGGUUCGUCAUCAACGCGCUGAGCGACAAUUCGAACCGCGCGUACACGGACGUCGGGACGGUUGCGAAGAAGGCCAACCUGAAACUCGCGGAGAGCGGGUCCGUGCUGCACAACUUCGAGAAGAAGGGGCGGUUAGCGGUAAACUCGGCGCUCGAAGAGGACGAUCUGAUCGAACUGGCGUUGGAGAACGACGUGGACGACGUCGAGGCGGGGGAGCCGGACCCCGAGGGCAUGCGGAGCGACGGCGAGGACGUCAAGACCGUGGCCUGGGUGGCGCCGACGGACCUCGGGGCGAUGCAGAAAGCUUUGGUCGAUGCGGGCCACGACUGCACGGCCAACCUGGUGCACGAGCCGAUGAUGCUCGUCGAAUGCGGCGACGAGGACCUCGAGAAGAACUUGAAGGUCUUGGACCGGCUCGAGGAGGUCGACGACGUCGACACGGUCGAGCACAACAUGGCUCUCUAAGUAUGUAGAUAC